AUGCUUCUGAGCUUGGCAUUUCUCCUUUUUGCAACACCGACAGCUCUUGGUAAAAAAUUAACCGACGAGGAAAAUGAAAACCGAGAAAAGUUCUGCGGUCGCUAUGUACCGGGUUGGUUUCAGAAAAAUAUGAUUAAUUUUUCGAUUUUUGAGGAUAUCAAUCCGCAGCGGGAGAAGAAGAUCAGUUCAAGUCGCUUUACGGACGACCGGUUGAGGAGGUCGUUCCUUGGGCCGUUGCCAUUCAUUUAUUGGACGGUUAGUUCGGGGAGGUGCUCCGAAGGUGGAGGAUUUGCGCCGAAAAAUAAAGAACGCGCCGAAAAGUGAGGAGGGUGCGCCGAAAAGUUAGGAGCGCGCCGAAAAGUGAGGAGGGUGCACCGAAAAGUGAGGAGCGCGCGCCGAAAAGUGAGGAGGGUGCGCCGAUGACGUCACUUUCUAAAUUUGCUUCACUAUUUUUAAUGGCGCAGUUUAGGAGAAGACAGUGAGAGAGUGACCAAUUUUUUUUUUCGCGAAACCAUUUCAAAAUAACUUAUUUGCUGUCCCUUGAAUCAGAAAACUUUUUAAAAACGUGAAAACUUCGCGUUUCUUGCUUUCUUUUACAAGUUCAUACUAGAUAUAGUCUGGAAAGUGCUGUUUUUUCUCUGCGCCCUCUUUGUAUCUGGGGGAACCUCUCAUGUUGACGUUCUCUUUUCUCGUUUCUCUGACAUCUCCGGUGAGGGAACAAAAAGACACUCAAAAACUUUCGAGCCGCUUAAAAAUAGCCAUUUUUGUCUUCAGAUCAAGGUAGAUCGUCGUUCCGCGGCACUGGAACCCUGAUUUCACCACGGCACGUCCUCACCGCCACUCAUUUGCUCGAACCGGAGCCGGAUUGUAAAAGAGGGUCUUAAAACCACUUUCGGGAGAGAUUUAUCAAUAAAAUGUUUCAGAAAAAUAGUGGGAGUGAAAUUCAGCGCGAAAGACUUUGCCGUCGUCAUGAACGUGACGUGUGCCGUACGGGCAGCUUGUGAAAAACUGGGGCGACAGGAUCAAUUUGUCAUCCAUACAGUUGCCAAUGUGGGUUUGGAGAAUUUAAAUCGGAAAAUAGUAGGCUCAAGACAUGUAUGGGGGACCAUUUUUUUAAUCGCUCUUAUUACAUCUUUUUGAAAUUGAGUCAGUACUGCCUCCUGAAAAGGGAACGUUCGUUAGCCUCUUGUCAAUUUUUUUCGAUGAAACUAGGUCGCGGAAUUCCUUCUUGGAUCCGUUAUUUUCGAAAAAAUUUCUUGCAUUAUAAUUUGUUUUGAAAAUAGCUCAUAAAUUAUAAUCAUAACGAUAUUUGAGAGGCUUGAAGGCUUCAUGACUCGUGAACAAGAUUGCGAGAGUUUUUAUUUGUCUUGUUCUGGAAUUAGGAGACCCUGAAGUACAUUUCAGCCGAUUUUUAUUAAAGUUCAACGAAAGGGAGACAAAAAAACUCUUGUAAGAUUGGAAAUUCUUUUUUCCUUUAAUUUUCUCUAUGGUUAAAUAUUAUUUUCGUACUCGUUUAUCGAUUUUGUCUAAGCUUUCAUCGCCUUCUGUACGAUUUGAGUUGUUCACUUCUUCACGUAUGGUUCUGUAAAUGUUUUUUUUUAUCCGCUCUGGUAAGGCUCAACUUUCUAGUUUCGUUGCACGCGUCGCGGUCGCGUAACGGUUACAAAAACUAAAAAAGUUCAAACGAAAAUAUUUUUUGUUGAACUUGAUGAUUUUUCUUCAAAACUUUCUUGUUUCGCUUCAAAAUUCCAAUAUCUCCACACGCGUCGCGGUCGCGUAACGGCUUCAAAAAUCGUAAAGUUCAAACGAAAAUAUUUUUCAUUGACUUCAACACUUUUUUUGAAUAAACCUUUAACGCGAUCAAAAAUUCCAAUACCUUCACACGCGUCGCGGUCGCGUAACGGCUCUUUAAAAAUCCAAACGGAAAUAUUUUUCUUCGAAAGGGCUUUUCCACAAUUUUUUCUUGUUAAAACCCUGAUUCGAUCCACAAUUCACGCGCGUCGCGGCCGCGCUGCGUUCUACAGGGUGACAAAUAAAUAUUCAAACGCGUUUGAAACGUUAUAACUUUCUCAAAAGUCAACCAAACACCACCAAACUUGGAACAAAUUUUAUUCAUACAAUAUAGGAACAAAAUUCAAGAAUAGUUUUCAAAACUUCCUCCUUUAGCUUUGAUAAUGGCCUUCAGUCUCUUCGGAUACGCAUCGAUCACGGCACGAGGGUAGUCGUCGUCGAUUUCGUCCCAUUUCUUGAUGAGGGCGGUCUUCAGAGCUUUGAUACUUGGGUAGUUCUUAGAAGAGACCUUCUCGGUCAGAUAUUUCCACACGGCAUAGUCCAUCGGGUUGAGGUCGGGCGAGGAAGCAGGCCAAUCAGCAGCCGAGAUGAACUCGGAAAAUUGGCGCGAUACCACUCUUGAGUCCCUUUGGCACGAUGAGCGGGGGCGCCGUCUUGCUGGAAGGUCCAUGGUCGGUUUCCGUAGUGAGAAUUGGUCCAGGGCAACACCCCCAACUUUAAAAUCUACGCCCUGUAGUAUACUUGGUUCACUUUGACUCCAGGAUCCACAAAAAUCAGCGGAGUUUUGCCGUCAGCGGUAAUUCCGGCAAAUCCAUCACGGAAGCCGGAUGCGAAGUUUUAUUCAGAAUUUUUCCUUUUUCACAGGCAUUCUGAUAGUCAGUAGCGAUGAUCCGAUGAUUUUGGCCGUUUUUGUUCGCCUCCACAGUGAAGAUUUUCUCGUCGGUAAAUAGCGUCGUCAGAUGCGAGCCAUCUUACGUGCCAGCGAGCAGCUUUCAAGCCUUUUUCAUCCGCAAUGUCUUGUUUUUUUGAUUGAGGAAGGCUCCUUUCUGCAUACGGUAGGGAAUCAUCUUCAGCUUGUCCUUGACAACAGUUCUCAUCGAUCCUUGACUCAUUUUGUAUUCUUUUGCCAUCUUUCUCACGCUUCUUUCCGGAGUGCGUCUGAUUUUCUCUCGAACGGCUUUGACUGCUUCUGGGGUCGUGACGGUGACUGGAAAUCCCCUUCUUUGGAUGUCAUCUGAAGUACCGAGAUGCCGAUAGCGUUGUGCAGUUCGAAAAACGAGAACACGAGACACUUUCAGCUUUUUACCGAUCUCUGAAUUCGUCAUUCAGCUUUUGACACAAUCAAUGAUUGCGGUAGGGUACAGAGAUGGGGCCACCAUUACCUGAAAACUGAAAAGUAUGAGCUGUAACUUCAAACACAUGAUAAGUGAGCCUGAAUGAACGAAAUAAACAAAAAAAUUCAAAGGCCAGUCCUUUGUACAAGAAGCAGCGAUCAAACAAAAAACGGUUUGAAUAUUUAUUUGUCACCCUGUAUGACGUCACUUGAACUUCAGAUCUACUCAUUCCCCGGUUUCCUCGGCGCCAAAUGCCCAUCAAUGAUCGCCUACGGCGAUAUUUCUAUUUUCGAACUCGAAAAUGACAUUCCCUUUGGCCCAACUGUCUACCCGGCGUGUGUCCCAAGUGAAAAUUAUCAAUUUUUAUCGAAUUAUCAUCAUUUUUUUUUAGGAACCUCUGAUCCUGUCGGCUUGGAAGACAAGCUGAAUAUUUUCGGAUUCGGAUCGGAUCGUUAGUUUUUCAAGAAAACAUUUUAUUUUCUCAAAAUUUCAGCCGCGGACAAGGAAUGGCAGAGGUCUGGAAUCAUGAAGACGUUCCCCUCAAUGGUUGGUUCAUAGAAGCGACCACUUGAGGGGUAAAAGGUAUCAUUUAGAAGAAAGAGUGCACAAGUGGGGACCUUAACACGACCGGCGUUUUCUGUUCGGAAUCUGCCAAAAAAGAGUUGGCUUGUUCGGUUGGUUUUUUGAAUAUUCUCAGUGGAGCGCACUUGUCGUUUAUAUCACUUCACGGGAUUUUUUCGCUAAAUUUUUCUAGCAAUGCCUAAGGCGUUUGCACCUGAAUGAUAUUCUAUAGUUUUUGAUCAGUUUCUUGUUCGGUUCGAAUUUUUGGAGUUAUAUUCUCAGUAGAGCGCACUUGAUUGUAUAUUUUUUAUUUAAUUUACGGGCUCUUUUUCACACUCUAGCGAUGCUCAAAGAGUUCGAAAAUUCAAUGAGUUUUCAUGAUUUUCGACCAGUUUCCUGUUCGGUUCGAUUUUUUGAAGUUGUAUUCUCAGUGGAGCGCACUUGUUUUUUGCAUAGUUUUUAUCGCUUCUCGGGCUCUUUUUUCACGUUUUUUAGCAAUGCUUGGGGCGUUUGCACCUGAAUUAUUUACGAUGACUUUGAAUCAGUUCUGCUCAGCUUUUUUUCAGUUUGAAUAUUUCUUUCGGAUUUUUAAAAUGUUUUCGUAGAUGAAUUGAUCUAGUAGAGUUCAUUUUCGUUCAUUUUUUUUUAAAGUUUUCCAGCCUUUUUGCCUCCUCUGAUGAUAUCAAAAUUAUUUGAGACAUUUCCAGGGCGACAGCGGCUCGGGAAUCGUCCGAAAAAGACCAGGAAAGCCGACCGUCGAAGUGGUUGGAAUUCUUUCGGGAGGCAGAAAUUGCAUCGACCUGCUCAAGGAGCACGAAAUUCAGCAGCGAUGUUCAUUUUUUCUUCUCUUGAUUCAAUAUUUAAAACUUGAUACGCUCUGACUGGAAAAAGUCUGCUGCGGCUUUUCCUACCUAAACUUCAAGGUCACACGAACGAAAAAAUAACCUGAAAAAGCGAGAGAGCGCAAAGAAAACAAGAUAUUUCGAGUUGCGGUGAAUGGAAAAAAAGAAGUUUUUGAAGAAUUGUUUUUGAAGCUUUUCAAGAUGAUCUUAGCGCCGUGUUAAAAGUGAUUUCCGUGAAAUUCGAAAUUAUCUCUGACUCUCUUGAAUUGAGUUAUAUUUCUCACUCUCUGACGGAUGUAUUUGAAAUUAGCGGAAUCACUUUGAAGAAAUAAAAAGUCUGAAAGUUCGUUAGAGGCCUCGAAACGGUCUGACCUGUCUGGGCUCUCUUUUCUCUCAUCCUCGAAAUCCACUAAGAAUAACUGACGAGAUAAAUGCGAGCUCGGUGGCGGUACAUUGACUAACUCACAAAAAUGUCGCUUUUUUCUAGGCGCGAUCCAGCAUUUCUCUCGGCGCGACCUCGCAUUUUUCACGGCGCCAUCUCGCAUUUCGGAAAUUUUCAAACUGCGAGAGAAAUGCGAGCUCGUGCCUAGAAAAAUGCGAGCUCGCGCCCAGAAAAAUGCGAGACCGGCGCGAGAAAAAAAUCGAGAUGUUUGCGAGCUCGUCAAUGUACCGCCAGUGUCUCGCGUUUAUCUCGGCAGUUAUUCUUAGUGUCAUGGAGACUUGGAAAAAGCAUAGGAAGACGAGAGGGAGAAGAUGGCAGAAAAAAAAACAUGUCUAAUCAAUAAAAAUCGAUAAUUUCAGACGGUCGCCUGAUGACGACGGCCCAGGAUUACCUCGUCGAAGUCUCCUACUUUCUGACGUUCAUCUGCAACGCUUCUGGAGUGUGUCCGGUCGAGAAUGAAGCUUGA
This is a messenger RNA of Caenorhabditis auriculariae, 5436 nucleotides long. NCBI's taxonomy places the organism in Eukaryota, Metazoa, Nematoda, Chromadorea, Rhabditida, Rhabditidae. The record is from the annotation of a GenBank genome assembly.